AUGCAUGGCUCGGUCACAAAGUAUGGACACCGGGCUGGACUGGCUGGGGCUGGCGUGCUCGCUCGGAUGAUUCUUGCCAGCUUCUGGAUGAAGAUCCCCGUCGCCUAUCGCCGGAGAUACGGUGGGGAAGGCCUGGGUUUUGGGCAGGAGAGUCCGAUGUUGCUGGGUAACCUUGACGAGACGUCUUUCCCGAGCUUGGAACGCUCCAUGAGAUUUUCCAGGCAUGAAUUAGCCCGAGCACCCGAGCCCGUAAGAAAAGCCAUCGUCGCCGCCAGCUAUUCACGCGGAAAACUGUCCAUUGACCGAGCGUCCAUGGCGAUGAUCCAACUGCGAAUGGACGACACCCCACCAAACUGUCGACUGGCCGAGCAUGACAUUCCAUGGGUCACCAUCCCACAUGCUGCAGCCCGCAUACCGUCCAGGGCCCAGCGGUGUAAUCUGAUUACAGUACCGCCUGCCAAUCGUGCCGCAGCGUCAUCGCCCGUCCGGGAUCCCCUCCUCCGCCUUGCGCUGACCUGCCCCUCCGCUCCUCUGCUCUGGCUUGCCGGGCAGCCGCUGGAGAGGGUCAUCAUCCCCAAGUACUUCUAUGCCCUCCUCUCCUCCUCCUUCCCCCCUCUUCUUCCUUUCCUAACUUUCUCAUCUCAUUCCUCUCUGUCCAUCUCUCUCUCCCUCCUCACGUUCAUCCCCCUCUUGAGGUCCUCCCCCUCCUCCUCAUCCUCCUUUUUCCGUCGGGUAAGUCGCCGGAUCCCUCCAAUUGAGUUUCCUAAUCCUCCCAUGAUUUCCCCGCGCUUUCCCACGCUUUCCCGUUCCGAAACCGGGCCUUUUUCUUCCCCGGAAGCACCUUCUCCCCAGGUGACUCACGCCAACGUAUCACUGCUCCGUUUUCUGGCUUGCUUUUUUUCUUCCGAGCGUCAUUGGAUCAUCCGGCUAACUCGUAUACUAUAUUUCCCUUCAUCCCAGCUCCUGCGCCUUCUCUCUCUCUUCUCUAGAUCCUCCUUCAAUAGCCCUCCAUCUUCCCUGCCCAUACUCUAG
Messenger RNA from Aspergillus niger, 1032 nucleotides. RefSeq lists its product as uncharacterized. The transcript is spliced from 5 exons. NCBI's taxonomy places the organism in Eukaryota, Fungi, Ascomycota, Eurotiomycetes, Eurotiales, Aspergillaceae. The record is from RefSeq and is a predicted model, not a curated record. The coding region runs from base 1 to 1032 and encodes 343 amino acids.